CAUUCGCUCUGAAAACUAGUCCCCCUGGCCAGUUCUCAUCACAUUCUUUAGGAGUUGCUUCCUCUAUGAUCAAAUGAUAUUCACAAUGAAUAGCAUCUAUGAACCAAUUUCCAAAUUCCUCCUCGGGCUUGCUCAAACAUCUCGAGAUCUUGACAAUGGACUAUAUCCAAAUCGGCAUCUUGAAAAACAUAGAACCACAGAACCCCACUGAACGUAACUGAAGAGGCCCAGGUAGAAGGUAGAACGACUCCAGAAUCACCGAGAGGCCUAUCAGUUCAAUGUGUACGUAGUACUACGUACACAAUCGAGAACAACCAAAACACAUGAGACUGUCCCUCUCGCCCUUGUAAGAGGUGGUUCAGUUGUACAGUUGUAUUAAAGACUGCUCUUGGCAUUAACGAGUGGUACAGAUCACUUGAAUACCACCUUUGUUUGUCCCGCUCAUCGACCCAUCAAUUCAGGGCCUGAAAGACCAUGAAGAAAGUGACGCAAGUUUUGGAGAGUCGCUGGCAAUCCGAAGGUCGGGGCGCCAAAGUGCGUCGAUCGAUUGGACGCCCGGAAUUGAGGAGCUUGGACCCGUUUCUCAUGUUGGACGAGUUCCAGGGAUCCUCCACGGAGGGUGCGGGUUUCCCGGAUCAUCCCCACCGAGGCUUCGAAACGGUCUCAUAUUUAUUGGAAGGGGAGUUCACUCAUGAGGAUUUUACGGGCCGGAAAGGCACUUUGCGACCUGGCGAUUUGCAGUGGAUGACAGCUGGACGCGGGAUCGUUCACUCAGAGAUGCCAGGACCCAUGUUAACCCGCGGUCUGCAGUUGUGGGUGAAUCUCAAGCGCGAGUUCAAGAUGGUGGAGCCCGCCUACCAAGAACACACGGCCGAUCAGAUCGUCAAAGCCGAGCAAGACGGAGUCUCAGUGAAAGUGAUCGCGGGCCAGUCCAUGGGUGUCAAAUCCCCCGUGCGAACCCGUACUCCCACUUACUUCCUGGACUUCCGACUUGAACCCCAAGCUAAAUUCACCCAAACCGUACCCAAGGAUUGGACCACGUUUGUCUACACUCUUCUGGGGGAAGUCAGUUUUGGAUCCAACCAAAAGCAAGUGAAGGCCCACCAUACGGUGGUGUUUAGCAGCGAGCAUGAGGAUGUGAGCUUUGAGAACACGGGAACGGAUUCGGCUCAUUUCGUUUUGAUUGCCGGUCAACCGAUCAAAGAGCCCGUGGUUCAACGAGGUCCCUUUGUUAUGAACACUCAAGCAGAAAUCAUGCAGGCCAUGGAAGAUUAUCAAUUGAGCAAGAACGGGUUUGAAAACGCACGCAAAUGGCAAUCCGUGGAGGGCAACAAAUAAUCGAGUGAUAUAUACAUAGUUCAUAUGCUCCUUGAGUGCAUGUGCUGUUAUUCUCAUCACAUGGUAAAAUGCAGUUAUUUCGAUAAUAAAGUGAGUUAUUAGUAAA
Tigriopus californicus is the source of this 1444-nucleotide messenger RNA. Its product is annotated as pirin-like. The record is from RefSeq and is a predicted model, not a curated record. Gene Ontology annotation, biological process: monocyte differentiation. NCBI's taxonomy places the organism in Eukaryota, Metazoa, Arthropoda, Copepoda, Harpacticoida, Harpacticidae. Bases 475 to 1338 code for a protein of 287 amino acids. Gene Ontology annotation, cellular component: nucleus. Gene Ontology annotation, molecular function: quercetin 2,3-dioxygenase activity. The transcript has 4 exons.